Molecule: messenger RNA, 1329 nt
Organism: Capsaspora owczarzaki ATCC 30864
Lineage: Eukaryota; Filasterea; Ministeriida; Capsasporidae
Product: ATPase n2b
Exons: 5
Coding region: 1-1329 (442 amino acids)
Cellular component (GO): cytoplasm; mitochondrion
Molecular function (GO): ATP binding; ATP hydrolysis activity
Source: RefSeq, a predicted model, not a curated record
AUGACUCACCUCGAGGCACUGUGCAAAAAACUCGAGCACUACCGCCCGCCCGCCUCGGGUUUGCACCAGCAGCCGUCAGCCUCCUUUGCCAACAAAUUCGCGUCCUUUUUCCAUCGAGCAAAGCCCGAGCACCCCGCUCCCAAAGGUAUUUACCUGUACGGCGAUGUCGGCUCUGGCAAGACCAUGGUCAUGGACCUGUUUUACCACGCCCUGCCUUCCAGCAUCAAGAAGCGUCGCGUGCACUUUCACGAGUUCAUGUUCGAUGUGCACUCUCGAAUCCAUGCCUGGAAGGAGCAGAUGGCGCGAGAGGGUAUCACGUCGAUUGGAGGCAAGCUCGAUCCGAUUCCUCCAGUUGUGGACCAGCUUUUCGGGGAAGCCUGGCUGUUGUGCUUUGACGAGUUCCAGUCGCUUGUUCGGCCAGCUGAUGGCUCGUGGUGCCGUCAUCGUGUCUACAUCCAACCGUGCGCCCAAAGGUUUGUCCACGGAACAGUUCAAGUUUGCCUCUUUGCGUUUUGUUUGACCUUCUCUCACACCGCCGCACUCCUUUUCUUUGCUGCGUUAGAUCUGUACAAGAAUGGUUUGCAACGCCAGGGAUUCCUCCCCUUUAUCGCCCUUGUCGAGUCGAAAUGCAACGUGUACCAACUCAGCUCGGGCAUUGACUACAGGAAGGUUGCUCGGCCAAGCUCCAACCUCUUUUUGUCGCCCGACAACAGCAAAGACCCUGAUGCCGAUGUGUUUGCCAUCUUUAACAAACUGGCCGAAGAAGAGCACGGCUUUGUCGCUCCGGCCAGUCUCAGUGUCUUUGGCCGUACCGUCAACGUGCCUGCUGCCUGUGGCGGCGUGGCCAUGUUUGACUUUACCGACCUCUGCGUCAAGCCGCUGAGCGCUGCGGACUAUCUCGAAAUCAUCAAGCACUACCACACCAUCGUAAUUCGUCAGAUUCCUCGGCUGACUUUUCUCCAGAAGGAUUCUGCUCGCCGUCUGAUCACUCUGAUUGACGCCAUGUACGACAACAAGGAAACGCAGUGGUCCAAUGUUUUUGCUGACAUGCUCCGUCUGCAGAUCAAGCUCGUGGCAUCGGCGGCAGGCACGCCCUUUGAAAUUUUCAAUCUGCGCGACACCAAAGCCUCUCAGUUUGUGGAUAAUCGCGAGCUCAUGGACGGCCUGGGUGUGACAAAGGACGCUGCGGCAGACAUUUCCAUCUUCAACGGAGACGAAGAGAUCUUUGCGUGCGAGCGAGCCAUCUCUCGCCUGAUUGAAAUGCAGUCGCUGGCCUUUUGGCAGGAAGCCCAUCGUCGUCACGAAUCCCGGCAGCAAGCAUCGGCAUGA